CCGCCUGGGGCUCUCACGCCGCGUGCGAGCAUACGUAGCGGCGCGAGCGGCGGCGGUUGGCGGGUAGCGGCGCGAGCGGGUCCGCGCAGGGAGUUUACCCGAUUUCGAGAAGGCCGGGAAUUCUCGCCAGCCCUUCAUGGCGGACAGAGACAGUGAGGGUGAGAGUGAGAGUGGGGCGCCGGCCGAGGCCGCCGUGCUCCAGGACUCUCCGUUAACGCCUCCAGACCCGCUCCCCGAAGGAGAAGAAGAGAGCACAGCAGCGGCCAGGGAGGAUGAGGAGGCGGCGGAUGAGGCCUCGCCUACUGCCGGACCCCCACCGCCGCCGCCGUUGCUACUGCAGACCCAGGAGUUGGCCUCGAAGCGGGUGGAUAUCCAGAACAAGCGCUUCUACCUGGAUGUCAAGCAGAACGCCAAAGGCCGCUUCCUGAAGAUUGCCGAGGUGGGCACAGCGGGCCGAAAGAGUCGGCUCACCGUCUCCAUGCCGCUGGCGGCCGAGAUGCGCGACCGGCUGGGCGACUUCAUCGAACACUACGCGCAACUCGGGCCCGGCGGAGGAGGAAUUGGCGACGCCAGUUCCCGCAGGCCUCCGCCGCCGCACCACCAUCACCACCUCCACCCGCCGAUCCAAGCCCAGCCACAAGCUCGGGCCCCGCUGGCUCCAGGGGAGGUGCCGCCGCAGCGGGUUCUGAAAAGCGAGUACCUAGUGCGGGAAAACCGCAAGUAUUACCUAGACUUGAAGGAAAACCAGCGCGGCCGGUUCUUGCGCAUCCGCCAGACCAUGAGCCGAGGCCCGGGUUGGGGCUACUCGGGACAGGGACAGACCAUCGCCCUCCCUGCCCAAGGCCUCAUCGAGUUUAGGGACGCUUUGGCUCGGUUGAUCGAGGAUUUUGGCGUUGGCGGCGGGCCAGGUCCGGGAGGCGGAAGCGGCGAUCUGGGCGACGGCACAUUAGCUCUUGUGCCGCCAGAGCUGCCCGAAGGGACCUCUGUGCCCGUUGACAACAAGAGGUUCUUUUUCGACGUCGGCUCCAAUCGCUACGGGGUGUUUCUGAGAGUGAGCGAAGUCAAGCCGGCUUACCGCCACUCCAUCACCGUCCCCAGCAAAGCCUGGGCCCGUUUCGGCGAUAACUUCAUCCGGUACGCCGAGGAGAUGAGGGCAAUCCAGGAGAAACGCAGGGACAGGAGAGCCGAGCUGUCAAGGGAGACAGUGGCGAACAGUGAAGAGGAAGAAGAGGAAGACUGACAUCCAUACAACCUACCAACAGAAAUAAGACUGACUUCUCGUUAAAACCUUCACGGAAAAAUGUGCAUCUACUCUACGUGAACAGUUACAGCCUGCCUGCUACACUGCUUGACCUGCUGAGCAUUCCCAGCGCUUUCUAUUUCUGCUUCUAAUUUGAUUUGGUUCUAAACAUUCCUUACUUAUUGGCCCAAUCUGAGUAGAAUUUGUUGCAGUUUCUUCCAUUGCCUCCCCUCUGCACCCCCCCAAAUUUAUUAUUCUAUUAGAUUUUAUAAUUGGAUUUGACAUGUAGUCACCUUUUUAAAUGGAAGUGAAAUAAGCACAUUUUUGCCUGUUAGUUUGCACUGCUCACCGCAUAUGGAUUGAUAGUGCAGUUGUAUGUGUUAAGCAGUGCAGAUUAAGGUGAAAAAUGUAGAUCCAAAUGAUAUGUAUCGGAAAGUUGCUGCUCUGAAUUUCAUGUACAAUUAUGUACCAAUUGUAUGCAUCCUGACAUUGUCAUUCUACAACUGUGGCAGUUCCUUGCAUUUUGUACUGCUCCAAGUGAGGAGAUAUUUGCUCAUCUGACAUUCAAAGCUAUGGUGAAUUAGGUAUAGGGUUUGAUUUGUGAAGAAACUAUAAUGCCUUAUGCAGGCAUGCUCUGUGGUAUAUAUGUUUAGUCAACAAUUGUGUGAAAGGCAAUAGAAUUUGGGUAUUCUUUGCAAUCUAGACACUUUUUCCUUUUUUGAAAAGCAUUUAGAAAUCUUUUAGAACUUUAUUCUUGUUCAUUCAUUUAUUGAGUGUACAAUUAAAUAUGUCCAUUGUGAUGGAGUUGUUUUUAGGAGAGGGAAAUCAGUUAAUCUAUUGAUACAAAUAUUUAGUUUACUGAUGUUUCAGGACAUUUAAUCAGGUCAAACCCAUUGGUGAAAUUAUGGUGUUAUUAUUUCGUUGUUUGGCAUGUCAUUGGUGAUUUCAAUUUGACUUUUGUCUGAAGAUCUACAAAUCAAGAUGCUAAUUUUCAGUCUUUUGAAAUAGCUUUUGUUUUUGCUUUGAGCUAUAUGUUGUAUUUUCACAAGGUUAUUAAUCUGCUUAUAUAUGAAACACUUGCAUGAUGUCAAUUUCAUCAUUUGAAGUUUACAAUAGAUAAGAGUAUCUUUUUGUUCAAUCACAUUUUUCUACAAUAGUGUGCAUUAUAUACAUUUUAAAUUGAUUAUGUUUAUCCAUUAGGUUUAAAGGUCUAUGGCUCUUAGUGCUGCACUAUCAAAGAGUCAACAUUGAAAAAUAUUGGGAAGCAAUUUCUUGCAGCAAUCAAUGCUGAUACUACUUCUGGGUGGAUUUUUUUGUUUUUUGGUUAAUUGGAUUACACUUUAAACAUUAUAUUCAAGAAUAGCAUUUUAUGUAGAUAGUGAUUGAGUUGAUGUGGAGUGGGAGAGAUUUGAAUUAAUCAUUGGGCUGGCUUAUGCACCAGCAUUUGGGCAUUGAAACUAAAGUACUGAAACUUGUACAAUGAAAUGUGAAAGAUGGGAACAUAAAGAUUUGAAGGACCAAAUCCCUCAAGUUGUUACAAUAUUGGACUUACAUAGAGGUCAGUGGCAGUACUUGGUGCAGAAUUAAAGUCUCCAUUGAUUUGAGCAAUGGGGCCUAGAGACUUGAAGGAAAGGGGCAUUGUUGUUACUCCUUUUCAGUUUUUUUUAUAAUUUAGUGUUUUAAUUUUACUUUCAAUUUUAAUAUUUUUAAAUGCCUCUGAAUGUGAGAGUUUAAAAACAAUUAAAAUUGACUGCUUUUACACCUAGCAAUACCUGCUCCCAAUUUUGUAGCUGUCAGAGGCUUUAGAGCUCUUAGGGUGUGGUGUCUUUACCCUGCUGCAAAUGACCCCUUUGCAGUCCACACCUUGCUCCCUGGGUCAGAAAGGGGAGCAGUGAGAUAGAUAGGCCUUCCUCAUCCCAAUAGGUGCUGGCAUGGGGCUUGGCCAACAUUGGUUUUACAGCGCUCUCUAUAGAACAUGCCUGUAUUUGGGUUAUGUAUAUUUCAUUUUUAAUAAGAUAUUGGGAAUAAAAAUAUUGCAUGCUAUUUAGUCAUGCCACCUUGUAAUGCAAAUCAUUUUGUCUACAUAUGUAUUUGCUGGAAUGCCAUGCUGCAUUUGUGCUUGAGAGGGGAAAUCUACAAAUCUAGAUCUUAAUCUUCUACUGACCUUAGAUUUUAUUGCAGAGUUCUAAGAAGAGUAAAAUUAUGCAUUUUAUUUUGUGAAUAUAAAAGUCUAUAAUUUGUAGUUUAAAAGGGGAUUUCACAAACAAUUAAAAUUAGAUGGCUUCCCUUUUGUGUUUGCUUAGCACUUCAAAAAAAAAAUAAACUGGCAUGUGAUACAAGGCAUUUGAUAUAAAGCAAAUAUUUUCCAUUAUGGUACAUGAUAUCUUGAUAACAAUUUUAAUGAGUGGAGCUCAAGGAACAUCUGUCAUAUGCUGCCACAAAAUUCCCUGAAAUUAAUAAUCCAUCUCUGGGGUGGAUUUUUCAUUCAUCCAUCCAUCCAUCCAUUAACUUGGCAUGUGGAUCAGCCACUCAUUUUGGAAACCAUUUAAUCUUCAGUUGUGGUUAUGAAACAGUUUCUAUCAGCGACACAACCCAAGUGCCAUCAGUAAAUUAAAUCUAGCCUUUUUUAAACAUUUCCAACAUUUAAUGCUGGCUUUUUUAUUGUUUUAUUCUGUUAUUGUUCAUUGGCAAUUUUACUUGCUGUGUGUACUUGCCAUACUAGGAGAUAAACUAAAUAUUUGAUACUUGCUAAUAUCUUUCCCUGUCUCCAUCUAUAUUGCUUACUAGACCCUCUUAUUUUUGAGAUCCAGAAAAUAUCCUUUGUAGAUUAGAAGUGUAAAUCUACCUCUUGCACUUCCAUACUGUUAUGCUGCCAAAUGAGCAUAUUUCAUACAUAAAUUUUCUGAAUUAAGCCCAGAAAACUGAAGGGAUCCGCUUUCCAAUUCUUAUUUGAGAAUUUGAAUCUCAUAAAUGUGUACUUUGUCAGAGUACAGCCAAAGAUGCAAAAAUAAACUCCAUAAUUUCCAGAUGCGUGUGUGUGUGUGUGUGUGUCCUUUCAAAUCAUAAAUAACUGCCAGCUGUGCUUGUAUUGAACCUAAACAGGAGUAUCUGUCCAUUUAAUAUGCAAACUUUUACUGAUACAUAUGUUUCAAAAUAAAGUGUGUAAGUUAUGUGUUGUGGUCCCAUCUGUGGUUUGCAAAUUAUUGCUCAUGGUUUACAAAAAAACAUCUUAAGUUUGCAAGAUGAUCUGUCUGGUUACUGUUUGUGUACUUUAACAAGACAGCAAGAAAGAAUAUUGGGAGUCCUGAGCUGUUAAGUCUGUGGGCAGCUUGGUAGGGAUAAGUUGGAACUUGGAACAGUUUGGAACAUCGUACAUAGGCAGCAGCUGCAGUCUAUUACAAGUUUAAUAUAUUUGGAUCUUAAACAAGAUGAAGUAAUCAGUUAAAAUAUUCAAAGAAACUUAAAUAGAUUUAAUUGUAUAACCUUUCAUAGAAUCAAACAUUUGCACACGGAUGGUGUCUCGCAGUUGUCAGGUGGGAGUUGGUGUAUAGCUUGGCAGUCUUGGAUAAUCGUAUCUCAGUCAGUGUUGUCAUCUUGAGAAACACUGGGUCAAAAGUAGCAAGCUAUGGACUUAAACUUUCAUUCUUGAGACAUCUACAAUUAAAAAAAAAUAACUGCACAUCAUUCUAGAAGACAGUCCGGUCCCUUCGCUUGAGUACCUGUGUGAUUAGUGUUUAGGAAAAGGGUAUGAUGAUCAAAGUGGUAAGUUAACCCCUGUGCAGUGCUAAAAUAGCUGUUUUUUUUAAACUAUGGUAUUGUAUUUGGAGAACAUAGUUUAAAGAGGAAAUGACCACAGUGACGCUGACACUAUGGCCACUUUGGAUAAAUAAAUGCAGUUCUAAGAAAGUUUGACUUAGCAUCUCAAUUAGAUCACUCGGUAGUUGUCUGAAGCUUAUAGAAAUAAGAUACAAAUUGAUCAAUAGUUUGAAUGCAUAGCGAGGAAUUGCCCUGGGAGCGGAAGGGGAGAACGUUUGAUUAGUAGGAUACUGCACAUUUUUAAAAAAAAAAGCUGUUCUGUUGAGACUGGCUCCACUUACACUGAACCAGGUCCCAAUGUACCAAAUAACUAGAGUAAUAGAUGAGGGUUUAAAUUUUCAGCAGGUAGAUUAGAAGGGUUGGAGCGUGGUAAACUUAAGUGGUGAAAUACAUGGCAAAGUUGUAAUUUCAGUGAGAAUAACUAAAUUGUUAAAAUGUUAAUUUGCAGUGAUAAUAGGGUUCACAUCAGCAUAAUAUUGUAAGCAGUUUGUAAAUGAAGUAAUAGUGAAAAUAAGUAGGUUUCCCCCAAUGCAUUCUGAAUAUAUGGCUGUGCAUAGUGACUGACAGAAGUACAGGUAGUAGAUAUUCUAGAGUACUUAACUUUUAAAAAGCAUGUACAAAAGGUGAAGGAAUAACAUCUUCAAUAAAGAUGUUGGUAACAAAAGAAGAAAAAUAUGGCUUGAAAUGUCAACAUGUAAAAGUGGUUUGAGAAGUAUCUUGGGAAUAAGAGUAGAAAGCUCAUGUCCCCGGCAAUAUUUAUAGUUCAAAACAUAAGAAACACAAUCAUGAGCUAUGCUUCAAUUUCACAUAGUACCCCUUGGUUAGCAGCAUAAUUGUUCAACAGAAUUGUUUAUAAAAAUGAAGUAUAUGUAUAUCUUUAAAUAUUUAGGAUUUGUAGGUUGUGUCAUCUUCUAAUAAUGAACUGUUUUCAUCCCAACACUGUCAUGACCUCAGUCCCAUCUGUAACUCUUUUGCUUCUGCUACAAUGUCUGGGACCACAAGAUGCAAGUCAGUGAUCAUACUGCUUAAUGAAGCAGUGAUGUUUAGAAAGACUGAAAGGAAUCUGGGAUAUUACCUGUUCUUUUACAAGAGGGUGCUGGAGCUGUGGGAAUUUCAGGUUUAAUAUCUCUGGCAUAUUGUGUGAAAUUUGUUAACUUUGCAGCAGUAGUCCAAUGCAAUACAUGCACAUAUAAAAAACACAAUUACAAGAAGUAUAUAUGUAUAUAAAAUAGUUAAUGUAAAGUAGUGCAAAAACAAAUAAAUUUUUUAAAUUAGUGAGGUCGUGUUCAUGGGUUCAAUGUCCUCUUUGAAAUGGGAUGGCAGAGGAGAAGAGGCUGUUCCUGAACACUGAGUAUGUGCCUUCAAGCUUCUGUACCUCCUUCCUGAUGGUAGCAAUGAGAAGAGAGCAUGUCCCAGGUGGUGGGGUCCUUACUGAUGGACGCCACCUUCCUGGGGCACCGCUCGUUGAAGAUGUCUUGGAUACUACAGAGGCUAGUACCCAUAAUGGAGCAGACUGAUUUACAACUUUCAGCAACUUUGAUCCUGUGCAGUAGUGCCCCCCCCCCCCCCCUCCAUACCAGAUUGUGAUGCAGAAUGACAGAAAAAGAAACGUGUGGGGAAGAGGGGUGGAUACAAAUGGAGGUUAUACCGAAAAAUAAACUUCAGAUGCUGGAAUCUGAAACAAAAAAAAAUGCCGUAAGAGCUUGAAUCAAUGUAGCAUACUGAAUGAGAAACCAGUUUAACAAUUUAGUCCAGGGAUUCUUCCUCAGAGCUGCCACAUUUGUAUCUAUCUGAACAUCAAAAAAAGUGUUGGUGCUUCAUUCUGUGUACUUCCAAGCAGCAUUUACUCAUCUAUAAACUCCAUGUCAAAACCCACUCAGUUAAAGCAUGAUGAAUUGCAGAGUUGAGUUGAAUGGCUGCCUUUGACAAUGUGACAUCAAGGAACUCGAGUAAAACUAAAGAAUCAGCAAGAGGAACAGCAUUUGAAGUUGUACUUGAUACAAAGGACGAUGGUUAUGAUGAAUUCAGUCAUUUCCAAGCACACAAUAUCACUAAGAUUUCUCAAGGUGAUUUUCUGUACAUCUAUCUUCAGAUGCACAGGUGACUUACUAAGUAGAAUAUUAUACAGCUGGAGGCUGCAGGAUCUAGAUAACAUUCAUGCAUGGAUUGAUCUGUGGCAAGUAAUGUUGAUGCCUCAAAAGAGCCCAACGAUAAAUGUAUUACCAUGUCUACAUCUCCCUUCAUUGAUAUCCAGGGAGUCACUGUUGACUAGAAACUAACUAUAAAGCCAUCUACAUAAUACAAUUACUACAAGAGCAUAUCAAAGGAUUGAUUCACUGUAAGAAGUAAUUGGCCAUCUAUUCAAAGUUUUAAUAGUUUUAAUACAAGCCUUGUAAGAAGAGUGAUGGAAUAUUUUCCCUGUGCCUACGUAAGGAAACUCCAACUCAACCACUACCUUUAACAUUAAUUGCACUUAGCUUUAGAGCACAAAGUACUGUCUAUAUAAUACUGCAGUUACUCAUCCAGGUAUUUCAAGCAGUGCGCUCUUGCAGCUUGAUGAUCAAGAAAUACAAGGAAAGUAGAUAUCUGGGAGUACUAUCAGCUCCAGUUUCCUAUCCAAUUCACACCACCUGGCUCAUGCAUUUAAUUUCUUCAUUCCUCAGUCUAAAUCCUGCAAGUAAAAACUAGGAUUGUCGGUAAUGCCAAAACCUGGAAAGUAAACAGCUCAAACCUUUUUCAACCUCCCAGUGCCCUUCUCUCCUUAGCAUUCCACUCCACCCCCAAAUCCUCUGCAAUGACAACCAUUUUCCUUUCAUAAACACAAAGUACACUGCAGAUGCUGUGGUCAAAUCAAGACAUACAAAAAAGCUGGAUGAA
Hypanus sabinus (Atlantic stingray) is the source of this 7933-nucleotide messenger RNA. RefSeq names its product transcriptional activator protein Pur-beta-like. Gene Ontology annotation, molecular function: DNA-binding transcription factor activity, RNA polymerase II-specific; RNA polymerase II transcription regulatory region sequence-specific DNA binding; purine-rich negative regulatory element binding. Gene Ontology annotation, biological process: regulation of transcription by RNA polymerase II. Gene Ontology annotation, cellular component: nucleus. Lineage: Eukaryota; Metazoa; Chordata; Chondrichthyes; Myliobatiformes; Dasyatidae. The coding region runs from base 137 to 1240 and encodes 367 amino acids. The record is from RefSeq and is a predicted model, not a curated record. The transcript is spliced from 3 exons.